AUGGUAGCCAGUUAUAAUACUGGCAAUCCAACCUUUCAAUCCAUCUCCUAUGGACCUCAAACUCAAAAGAUUUAUAUUGCUGGAGGUUCAAAGAAAACAAUCUAUCAACUCUCUGGCAGCACCAUAGUUCAAUUAGUGAGUACAUCAGAUAAUGCUGAUUUGCUCACAGAGGCAUCCACUACGGAUGGUACAGCUGCUUCUUAUUUUGAUUUAGGAUAUUUUGCCGCAAUAGGAAAUACAGCAUCUCCAAUUUCAUAUUAUUUGUGGGAAGGAACAAGCGGCAGUACAGGUACAGGAACAAAUUAUGGAAAUACUGGUACUGGACUUUAUGGUUUAAAGAUUUCCAAUAUUCAGCUAGGGUCCAAUCCAUCAGGAAUGGAGUACAAUCAAACAUACUUUAUGACCAAGAAUUCAGGAACUGUUGUUUUUGGUGUCACUCAAAAAGCUCCAACAAAUUCGACGACUCUCUUUACUGGAACGAGUACAAGUUCAAGUACUGAUGGAGCCAUAGGUACUGCAAGUGUGAAUGUACCCGGAACUGACAUUCAGGACCUUCAAUAUUACAAUGAUCAGCUCUUCUUUAUGGAGCCAAACAAGUUGAGAGUUUUCUCACCAGUAAGCAAUCCAAGUGGAGCCACAAUUACUACACUAUCCACUUCAUUUGGUUCUCUUCCUGCCUUCAUAUCCAUUUUCAAUAAUUACAUUUUCGUUUCUAAUGCGAACUUAAUUCGAGUGUAUGAUAUUUCGAACAAUAUUCUUGCAACCAUUGCUGGUAACGGAGUCGUUCCUUCAUCGGUUUCCACCAUCACAACCUCAGCAACCUCUGUGGCCAUUGAUCCCAGAGGAAUUGUUGUGACCAGCAAUGGCAUUAUUUACUUUGCAGAAGGUUAUUACAUUAAAAAAUUGAAUCCUGUAUGUGAUACCAAUGAAGAUGUGGCCACCAAUUCGUUCCCUCCUUGCACAUGCAAAGCAGGUUAUACGAGAAGUACAUUUAACGGAGCUUGUACUCCUACAUGUACUCCGUCUUGUCAAAAUGGAGGAUCUUGCACUUCUCCAAAUACUUGUACUUGUGUGGGAUCAUGGACCGGUUCGCAAUGUACCAUUCCAAAAUGUAAUGGAAUUGCUCAAGGUCAAUCAGGAGUUUGUAACAAUCAAGGAUCUUGUGAUGGACCUGAAAAUUGUCGUUGCAACUCCAAUUAUGGAGGUCAAUAUUGUAACAUUCCAAAGUGUUUUGGAAUAUUAGGUAAUUUGACGUCACAAGUGUGCAGUGGAAGAGGUAGUUGCAAUUCUCCUGACACAUGCUCAUGUUCAGGAUCAUGGGGUGGUAACCAGUGUCAGUUGCCAACUUGUAAUGGAUAUACACAAGGCCAAGCAGGAGCAUGUAAUGGAAGAGGAUCAUGUGAUGGACCUGAAAUUUGUCGAUGUACAGAUUCCACAUCCUGGGGAGGUCCAUAUUGUCAAUAUCCAAAAUGUAAUGGAAUUUUAUCCAACGACAUUUUAACUGUUUGCAACGGAAGAGGUACUUGUAAUUCACCAAACACUUGUGUUUGUAACUCAAAUUGGGGUGGCACAUAUUGUGACUUGCCAAAAUGUAAUGGUAUUUUACAAGGGCAAGCGGGGAUUCGUCAUCAUGGGGAGGUCAAUAUUGUGAGCUUCCAAAAUGUAGUGGAAUUUUACAGAAUCAGACAGCUUUGGUGUGUAAUGGUCAAGGAAGCUGCAAUGCUCCAAAUGUUUGUGUUUGUACCUUUCCUUCUCAAUGGGGUGGCUCAAACUGUGAUAUACCAAAAUGUUAUGGAAUUUUGGCUAAUAUGA
This is a messenger RNA of Naegleria fowleri, 1812 nucleotides long. RefSeq lists its product as uncharacterized. Gene Ontology annotation, cellular component: extracellular region; cell surface. Gene Ontology annotation, biological process: anatomical structure development. Lineage: Eukaryota; Heterolobosea; Eutetramitea; Acrasida; Naegleriidae. Gene Ontology annotation, molecular function: signaling receptor binding. The transcript is spliced from 4 exons. Bases 1 to 1812 code for a protein of 603 amino acids. The record is from RefSeq and is a predicted model, not a curated record.